AUGCAAGCAGAAAAGAAUUAUGUUUUCAGAUUAUGGAAAAAUUACAGCCAACUCAAAAGUUCCAAACAAUGUAUUAUUGUUUUACGUGAACGUAGUGGCCGACUUGGUAAUCGUUUAUUUAUGUUUGCUUCUGCUUAUGGUUUAUCACGUAAUCGCUCAUGCCAGUUGUACAUAGCUUCAGAUAUUAUUAAAGAACUCAAUCAAUCAUUUGAUAUAAACCUUCCUAAUCUAUUAUUAAAAUCAAAUGUCAAUAGUACGAAUUCUUUUAAGAAAAUAUAUAAUCAUUGUUCAUUUUAUUCGGACCUUUAUUAUUCGAAUUAUUCUUAUUCAAUAGAACUAUCUGGUUUUUGGCAAGUAUAUAGAUAUUUUAUUGAUUAUCAAGAAGAAGUUAAACAACACUUACGAUUUAAACAAUCCAUUUUAGAUCGAGCGAAUCAAUUUUUCAACAAAGCUAUCAACAGAAACAUAUCAACUGUUAUAGGUAUUCAUAUUCGUCGAAGUGAUUUUCUACUUGUUCGACGUGUUUCAUCAGAUAAUUACAUAUUAAAUGCUAUGUCAUAUUUUGAAACAAAAUAUGGUUUAGUAACAUUUGUUAUAGUAUCAGAUGACAAAUCAUAUUGUCAGAAAUCAUUCGGUCAUAAAAGUAAUGUUUUAAUAACACCAAAUACCUUUCAAGCAAUUGAUGACUUAGCUAUAUUAACUUUAUGUGAUAAUCUUAUCCUUACAGUUGGUACAUUUGGAUGGUGGGGUGGAUUUCUUUUACGUAAUAAAAUAGGUGAAGUAAUAACUGAUUCCAAACCAGAUCAUUCUCCUCUCGAUGUCAAUUGUCGACGAGAAGAUUAUUUUCCACCUCGGUUUUCAUUUUUGAAUAAAACAAUCUCAUAG
Adineta ricciae is the source of this 885-nucleotide messenger RNA. The record is from the annotation of a GenBank genome assembly. NCBI's taxonomy places the organism in Eukaryota, Metazoa, Rotifera, Eurotatoria, Adinetida, Adinetidae.